This is a messenger RNA of Chroicocephalus ridibundus (black-headed gull), 3083 nucleotides long. It is a transcript of the gene SEMA4C, whose product is annotated as semaphorin 4C. NCBI's taxonomy places the organism in Eukaryota, Metazoa, Chordata, Aves, Charadriiformes, Laridae. Gene Ontology annotation, molecular function: chemorepellent activity; semaphorin receptor binding. Gene Ontology annotation, biological process: positive regulation of cell migration; muscle cell differentiation; neural crest cell migration. The coding region runs from base 122 to 2875 and encodes 917 amino acids. The record is from RefSeq and is a predicted model, not a curated record. The transcript is spliced from 13 exons. Gene Ontology annotation, cellular component: plasma membrane; synaptic vesicle membrane.
UGUCCCGUCCCCCCCCACAAACAACCGCUGCGUGGGGUGCCCCCGGCCUCGUGACGCGCGGAUCCUCAAUGCCCGCCUUGUCCCCCGCGCCGCCCGCGUGACGCCGUGGCGGCCGGUGUCGAUGCCCCGUAACCCUAACGGGGGCCGGGUGUGUCCGUCUGUGUGUCCCCCCCCCCCCCACCCCACGUCCUCCCCACACCAGGGCGGGUGUGUGUGUGUGUGUGUCCCCCCCCCGGCUUUUUUCUUCGGCCCCGGCAUCAUGGCCCCCCGCCGGCUGCUGACCCUCGCCUCGCUGCUGGCCCUCGCCGCCGCCACCGCCGCCGCCACCCCGGGGUCCUCAUGGAGCGCCGUGCCCCGAAAAACCGUCCCCUACGCGGAGCUGAAGGAGGCGGCCAAGCGCUUCUCGCAGGGGGGGGUCUCGCACUACCUGACGCUGAUGCUGGACGAGGCCGAGACGUUGCUCUACGUGGGGGCGCGCGAGGCCGUCUUCGCCCUGGCCACCGGCACCGUGGAGCUCAAAGCGGCGAUCUCCUGGGAAGCCCCCGUGGAGAAGAAAGCCGAGUGCAUCCAGAAGGGCAAGAACAACCAGACCGACUGCUUCAACUACGUGCGGUUCCUGCAGAGCUACAACAGCUCCCACCUCUACGCCUGCGGCACCUACGCCUUCCAGCCCAAGUGCACCUACAUCGAACUCUCUGGCUUCACCCUGGACCAAGUGGCUUUCGAGGACGGCAAAGGGAAGUGUCCGUACGACCCCACCAAGGGACACACCGGCCUCAUCGUGGACGGGGAGCUGUACUCGGCCACCUUCAACAACUUCUUGGGCACGGAGCCCGUCAUCCUCCGCAACCUGGGCCCCCACUACUCCAUGAAGACGGAGUAUCUCACCUCCUGGCUGAACGAGCCCCACUUCGUGGCUUCGGCUUACGUGCAGGAGAGCGCGGCCAGCAGCACGGGGGACGACGACAAGGUUUACUUCUUCUUCAGCGAGCGGGCGGUGGAGUACGACUGCUACGCCGAGCAGGUGGUGGCCCGCGUGGCGCGGGUCUGCAAGGGGGACGUCGGCGGCGCCCGCACCCUGCAGAAGAAGUGGACGACCUUCCUGAAGGCUCGCUUGGUUUGCUCGGCGCCCGAACAGCAGCUCCAUUUCAACCGCCUCCAGGCCGUCUUCACCCUGCCGGCGCCCGACUGGCAGGACACCACCUUUUUUGGCGUCUUCCAGGCCCGUUGGGGGGACGUGGACGUCUCGGCUAUUUGCCGUUACCACAUCCUGGAGGUGAAGAAAGCCUUCGAGGGGCCCUACAAGGAAUACCGGGAGCAGGCGCAGAAGUGGGGCCGGUACUCGGAUGAAGUGCCGAGCCCCCGUCCCGGCGCGGUGAGCGCCGCCGGCGGCGGUAGGAAGGGAGGAGAAGGCGCGGGAUCCGUCCGCGCGCCUUAUCGUCCCCCUUCCGUCCCCCUUCUGUCCCCCCAGUGCAUCACCGACUGGCACCGCCAGAACGGCUUCGCCAGCUCCCUCGAGCUGCCCGACAACACCCUCAACUUCGCCAAGAAGCACCCGCUGAUGGACGAGCCCAUCCUGCCCCACCGCGGGCGCCCGCUCCUCCUCAAAAAAGACGCCAACUUCACCCAGCUGGUGGUCGACCGGGUGGCCGGCCUGGAUGGCACCGUCUACGAGGUGCUCUUCAUCGGCACAGGCGACGGCUGGGUGCACAAGGCGCUGAACCUGGGCGCUCGCGUCCAUCUGGUGGAGGAGCUGCAGGUUUUCCAGCCGGCGCAGCCCGUGGAGAGCUUGGUCUUGGCCGGGCGCAAGAAGCUGCUCUUCGCCGGCUCCCGUUUCCAGGUGGCCCAGUUGCCGCUGGCCGACUGCGGCCGUUACCAGUCGUGCACGGAUUGCGUCCUGGCCCGGGAUCCCUACUGCGCCUGGAGCCGCAACGCCAGCCUCUGCGUCCGCACCGACGGCCUCAACGGGUCCCAGCUGGUGCAGGACGUGCUGAGCUCCGACACCCGCGCCUGCACCCUGCCGCAGGUGGCCAAGCAAGGACCCAUCACCCCCAAAAACGUGACGGUGGUGGCCGGCACCGACCUGGUGCUGACGUGCCGCUUGGGUUCCAACCUGGCCCAGGCGCUGUGGACCUUCGAGGGCCGGGCGCUGGCGGCCGAGCAGGCGCUGGUGCUGCAGGACGCCCGGCUGCGGGCUCUGGUGGUGCCGGGAGCCGGUGCCCAACACAGCGGGACGUACCGUUGUUUUUCCGAAGAACAAGGCGCCCGUUUAGGAGGCGAGGCCUACCGGGUGGCCGUUUUAGCCGGUCCGGGGCUACCGCUGGAGACGCGGGCGCCGUUGGAAAGCCUGGGCUUGGUGUGGGUGGUGGCCGUCUGCCUGGGCGCCCUGUGCCUGGUUUUGGUGCUGGUGGUGCUCUCGCUUUGGCGACGGUUGAGGGAGGAACUGGGCAAAGGCGCCAAAGCCAUCGAGAGCACCCUGGUGUACCCCAUCGAACUGCCCAAGGAACCCCCCAGUCCCCGCUUCGUCCCCAGCGCCGCCUCCGACUCGGAUGAGAAGCUCUGGGAUCCGGCGAGUUAUUACUAUUCGGACGGUUCGCUUAAAAUCGUCCCGGGUCACGCCGCCUGCCGUAACGGCGGCCCGGCCCCUGCCGGCGUCUCGUCGCCGUCCCCCAACGCCAUCCCCGGGCAACCCCUCCAUUCGCCCACCCGCAUCCACCUGGGACCCUUGCGGGGUUCCUCCUCCAACGGUUACAUCCGCCUGGCGCUGGGUGCCGAGGAACGGCCGCCCUGCGCCGAUCUGGCCGAGGAGCUGCGGCGCAAACUGCAGCAGCGCCAACCCCUGCCCGACUCCAACCCCGAGGAAUCUUCGGUCUGAGCCGGGCGGCCGUGGCCGUGGCCGUGGCCGUGGCCGUGGCCCCCCGCAGCCAGCUGCCACCCCCCCCCCUCCCAAGCCCGCCAGCCCUACCUACCUCAGGGACCGGCGCCGGCGCCCGCCGCGGGGACACCGGUGCCCGUACCCACCGCGGGGACCAACCCCCCACACCCCCCACGUGGCAUCAGCUUGGGGACACGGUGCCACCCUG